UCUCAAUGUCUUCCUCCCACUAGGUCUCUGGAAGUUCGCUAUUUCACAUAUGGCAUCCUCUUUGGCUGUGGCAGCUCCUUUGCCUUUCAGCCCUCGCUGGUCAUCCUUGGUCACUAUUUCAAGCGUCGCCUUGGCCUGGCCAAUGGCAUCGUGGCCGGCAGCAGCUGCCUCAUCUCCGUGCCGCUGCCCUUCUUCCUGAAGAUGGUGGGAAAGGCCAUCGGGCUGGCGCAUACAUUCCAAGUGCUCAGUGCCUUAAUGCUCAUCCAGAUCUUCUUGUCGCUGACAUAUCGGCCCCUCCUGCCACCCUCCUGUGACUCUCAGCAUGAUGGGCAGGACAAACUGGGCAGCCGGAGUAUGCGGCAGCAGUGCUGGGCCCAGAUGCGCAAGUAUUUCAACUUGAGGGUUUUCCGGAGAAAGACCUAUCGAAUUUGGGCCUUUGGGAUUGCUACAGCUGUCCUGGGGUAUUUUGUACCAUACAUGCACCUGGUGAAAUAUGUGGAGAAGGAAUUUAAAGAAACCAAAAAAGACUGGAUUCUCCCAGUCUGUCUUGGAGGCAUGUCUGGGCUGGGGCGCUUGAUUUCAGGCCGCAUUGGGGACUGCAUACCUGGGCUGAAGAAGAUUUACCUGCAGGUUGCAUCCUUUGUUCUGUUUGGCAUCAUGUGCAUGAUGAUCCCGCAGUGCCGAGGGUUUGAGGGCGUCAUCGUCAUCUGCCUCUUCCUCGGCCUUUGCGAUGGCUGCUUCACCACCAUUAUGGCCCCCAUUGCCUUUGAGCUGGUGGGGCCCAUGCAAGCGUCCCAGGCCAUAGGGUACCUGAUGGGGCUGAUGGCUGUGCCCAUGACUGCGGGCACACCAAUUGCAGGUUGGUGACACUGUGGUGCUGCACCUGGAUCCUGCUCUUGGGAAGGAGCAGAUGCUUAUGGCUGCUGUCACUGACGGUGGUGUUUUGGCAUAGGAGCUUUUGG
Molecule: messenger RNA, 962 nt
Organism: Meleagris gallopavo (turkey)
Lineage: Eukaryota; Metazoa; Chordata; Aves; Galliformes; Phasianidae
Source: RefSeq, a predicted model, not a curated record